This is a messenger RNA of Heterobasidion irregulare TC 32-1, 2198 nucleotides long. RefSeq lists its product as uncharacterized. NCBI's taxonomy places the organism in Eukaryota, Fungi, Basidiomycota, Agaricomycetes, Russulales, Bondarzewiaceae. The coding region runs from base 1002 to 2198 and encodes 398 amino acids. The record is from RefSeq and is a predicted model, not a curated record. The transcript is spliced from 6 exons.
GCCGCAGAGCACGUCGAUGCGCCGCACGCCCUUCAUCUUCUCCGUCUCGCGGUACGCCCCCGCCGCCCUGCAGCGCGCUUCGUACGCGCGCUUCACCUCGUCGACGCGCGGCAGCGCCUCCCACUCCUCGCGGCGGAUCUGCGUGCGCAGCGUCGUGUACAGCGCCGCGAGCACGUCCGCGACGCUCACGAAGCGGCUGCCGGGCGAGGUGCUCGGUGUGGGGCGCACCGCGAUCGCCCACGGGAGCUGCGCCGAGCGGAGCGUCAUCUGGGCCAGGGGCGGGCUCGUCGCGGGCGCGGCGAGCGUGGACGCGGGGAGGGCGGGGUUCUGCACGGAGAUGGGCUGGGAGACGUCGAAGGCGAGGUUGAGCGCGGCGAGCGCGGGGUGGAGGUAGAUAUUGGACGGCUGGGGGGACGGCGGGAAGGCAGGGCUGGGGAGGUGCGUAUAGGGCAUGGCGUUGGGGGGUGAGGGGGUAUAGACCAUUGGGGAGGGGUAGGCGGACGGGCUGGGGUGCGCGCGGGGGAGGAGGGGCGAGGGGAAGGCGGAGUGCGAGUCUGGUGGGGUGGAGGGGCCGUCGGACGACUCGCCUGAGGAGAGGGGCGAGUCGACCCGGAAGGGGCGGACGUCGGGGGUGGGGUUGAACCGAACGUGUCGCGGGGUACUCAUUGCGGGAACGGUGGUGGUGGUGGUAGCGGUGGUGGUGGUGGUGGUAGCGGCGAGGGAAGCGGUGGUAAAGAGGCUCGAGUGAGUUCGGGUGAUGAUGUGCGUUGGGUGAUGUGCGUUGGUGUGGGUGGGGUAAGAGGUGGGAGGGAUGAGCGGUGCGGAUGGAGGGGGUUAAAUAUGAGGAGAGGAGGGACAGCAACAGGUAGAUAUUCAAGCUAUGGGUCCAUAAAGGAAGCUUGGCAACUGGCGCAUAGACAGUGAGUGCCGUCAAACCGGCGACGGAUUCGGAGCAGAAAAGGCGCAGCCAGCCAUGGAUCGGGUCCGUUCAGCAGGCCGACAUGGCGCUCAGAGCAGGGGCACGUUUGGCAGGUCUGUGCUUGGGCGGCCUGGGCUGUGAACGAGUUACUGGGAAGACGCUUUGGGAGGAGGAGGGAGCCAGGGCAGCCCGUGAGUCAACGCAAGCCCCCGCCCGUUUCGGUAGCCCACCGCCACUGAUUCGGUUGCUGGCGACGCGGCCUCUCUCGCUCUCGCUGGUCCACCCUGGUCCACUCCAAUGCGACAUCAAUCCUUUGAUGUCCCGCGACCGCGUUACGUGGCAUUCCUUCCCCCGCUUGGUCCUCACCCUCGCUCCGAUCCAAAUCAGCCACACAGGUAACAUCAUCGUCCAGUCAUCGUCCGUGCCCAUCCAUCUCGCGUCUCUGAUCCACGCCGCGUCCACCCGUCGUGGCAUGAAAUGCCACGGCAUCUGCUGCGCGCGGUUUGCACUGUGCACUUUGCCCAUCGAUGCACGAAACAUCAUUGUAACUCGCAUCCCUCCACGUGCGCGUGCCAGUCCUAAUAUCCCAGAACCGCGGCGCGCCGCGCACAGGUGCAGCUGCAGGCGCCCAGGCGCCACGGCGCACGACGACGGCCCCACCCGCGUCCUCCUCCUCCCUCCGCGGCUUUCGUCCCUGCAGCUCCUAGCUAUGAUAUCAUCCACGCUCGCUAGCUCGUUCGCUAGGAUCUCCCUCCUAGGAUCCCGACAGCUCGUCGUGCGCGCGCGCAGACCCACACUCAUUACUUCCUUAUUCGCCGUAUUUAUUUCUGGCGACCUGAACGUGCAAAUUCGCCGGCGUCAACUCGCGCCGAAUGAUGCAAGCCUAGUCAUCCCCAGCUCGGUCACGGGCUGGCUGCCAACCUCCAAAAAUGCGAUGCCAACUCGAGCCAAUCGCAUUAAUGGCGUCUGCACAGUCUCGGGCCCAGACAUGGCCCUCGGAAUGGCGUCGGAUGGACCUUGCUCGAGUUGCUUGGUCGUGCUCAGCGAAGAGCGGACUGGCGCGGCCGGACGCGGGCGGUCCUUCCGGCUGCGCCGCCGCACGACACGGCAUGAUGCCAUCAGUCAGCGCAUGCAGUGGCAGGAGGGGCCCGCUGGGAAGGUGGAACCACCGCGAUGCGAAGGGUGGGAAGCUCCCGGGCUCUUUGUCCCGGUGGCCCUCCGUGGUGGCGGGGCCCUGCCUGCGUUUGGGACGCGGCGCUGCUCGGUCGAGUCGCAGUAG